AUGUUGCCAGUCGACCAAUUGGUUGAACAGUUAACCACCGAGGAAAAGGUUUCUUUGAUUGCGGCAGUUGAUUUUUGGCACACUGCAAAGAUCGAUCGAUUGGGAAUUCCCUCGAUUCAAGUCAGUGAUGGCCCAAAUGGAGUAAGAGGUUCCCGAUUCUCUGGCGGUACACCUUCUGCAUGUUUUCCUAAUGGAACCUGCAUAGCAUCUACUUUUGAUGCUGAACUAGUAGAGAAGGCAGGAGAAUUAAUGGCCAUUGAGGCCAAACACAAGGGAGCCCAAGUUAUUUUAGGUCCUACCUUAAAUAUUCAGAGGAGUCCGUUAGGAGGUAGAGGAUUCGAGAGCUUCAGUGAGGAUCCUUAUUUAAGUGGUAUUAUAGCUGCUUCUAUCGUUUCCGGUAUCCAGAAAUCAGGUGAUCUUGCUGCCACGGUAAAGCAUUUCGUCUGCAAUGAGUUAGAACAUGAGAGAUUUUCAUCCAACAGUGUUGUUAGCGAGAGAGCUCUUCGUGAGAUAUACUUGGAGCCAUUUAGACUGGCCAUUAAAUUGGCCAACCCUAAGUGUCUCAUUACCAGUUACAACAAGAUCAAUGGUAUCCAUAAUUCGGAGAGCCGGAAAUUACUUCACGAUAUCUUAAGAGAAGAAUGGAAAUGGGAUGGAUUGAUCAUGAGUGACUGGACUGGCACCUAUUCCUGUGUUGAUGCCCUUAAAAAUGGCUUGGACAUUGAGUUUCCUGGACCUACCAAGUUCAGAAGAUGGGAGGUCAUCAAGCAUUUGUUGAUGUCCAAAGAGGGAAAUCUUAAAGAAACUGACAUUGAUGAGAGAUGUAAACAGGUGUUGAAGCUUGUUGAGUAUGUCUCUGGCAAUGGUACCAAACUUCCUUUCGACCGCAGAGAGGAUACAAAGAACAAUACUUCUGAGACCAGCUCAUUCUUGAGAAAGAUUGCAGCUGACGGUAUUGUCUUGUUGAAAAAUGACAAGAACAUUCUUCCUUUAUCCAAGGAAAAGUCUACCGUUGUCAUUGGACCGAAUUCAAACGCUUUAAACACCUUUUCUGGAGGAGGUUCUGCUUUCUUGAGACCUUACUAUGUGAUUACACCAUUAGAAGCUAUCAAGAAUAAAGUUUCUGGUGGUAAAGUCGAUUUCACUGUUGGCUGUCACACUUUUAAAACUCUUAGUGGAUUGUUUGAGCAAAUGAGUAAUAAUUUGGAUAGUUCAAAAAGGGGAAUUGGAGCUCGUUUCUACACCAAGCCAAAGAAGGAAAGAGCAGGCAACGAAAGACCUAUUGAUGAGUGUGUCAUCAAAGAGUCGUUUAUCAACUUGGCUGACUACUCCAAUCCUGCUGUGGAUGAACAGACAAAGAUUUUCUACGUAGAUUUCGAGGGAUACUUUGAGCCUUUGGAAACUGCAGACUACCAGUUUGGUUUCGAGGUAGUCGGUACUGCUAUGCUUUAUAUUGACGAGAAGUUGUUGAUUGACAACAAGAAUCAUCAGACUAAGGGAGCCUUCUGCUUUGGCAGUGGUGCCGUUGAAAAAACGACCGAAGUUCAUUUGGAGGCAGGAAAAAAGUACAAGAUCACAAUUGAAUUUGGUUCUGGUUUCACUUCCCCUGUUGCACCAAAUUUCACUGGAGGUGAACUACAGGCUGGUGUGACAAAAGUUAUUGAUGAUGAAAAGGAGAUCGAAUAUGCCGUUGAACUUGCGAAAUCUCACGAUAAUGUCAUUCUAUGUAUUGGAUUGAAUAACGAAUGGGAAAGCGAGGGUUAUGACCGUGAGGACAUGAUGUUACCAAGAAAGACCAACGAUUUGGUGGCAGCAGUUAUUGGGGCCAAUCCAAAUACUGUAGUGGUGAACCAAUCAGGAAGUCCUGUUGAAAUGCCAUGGUUACAAAGCUGUAGUACAUUGGUUCAGGCCUGGUAUGGAGGUAAUGAAUUGGGUAACGCCAUUGCAGAUGUUUUGUUUGGAGAUGUUGUUCCUAGUGGUAAGCUCUCAUUGAGUUGGCCAUUCAAAAAUGAAGACAACCCUGCUUUUCUUAACUUCCACACUGAAAAGGGCCGUGUUUUGUAUGGUGAAGAUGUGUUUGUUGGUUACCGUUACUACGAGAAGUUACAACGCCGUGUGGCUUUCCCUUAUGGAUUUGGUUUGUCAUAUACCACUUUUAAAUUUGAGAAUCUUAAAGUUGAUGCAGAUGAUAAGAAGAUUGAUGUGUCUUUGAAGGUCAGCAACACUGGGGACAAAUAUACUGGGAAAGAGGUGAUCCAGUUGUAUGUUGGUGCUAUCAAUCCUUCAAUUAUUAGACCUGUCAAGGAAUUGAAAGCUUUUGCCAAGGCCGAAUUAAAGCCUGGUGAAACCACUAGUGUCAGUUUUUCUUUGGACUUGAAACGUGCUUGCUCUUACUUCGAUGAGUACCAGAAUAAAUGGUGUUUAGAGGCAGAUAAAUACCAGAUCCACGUGGGUAGCAGCAGUGAUGAUAUCGAUCUUAUUGGGGAGUUCGAAGUGACAAACACCGUCUACUGGUUGGAAUUGUAA
Messenger RNA from Brettanomyces nanus, 2526 nucleotides. RefSeq lists its product as uncharacterized. NCBI's taxonomy places the organism in Eukaryota, Fungi, Ascomycota, Pichiomycetes, Pichiales, Pichiaceae. Gene Ontology annotation, molecular function: beta-glucosidase activity. Gene Ontology annotation, biological process: glucan catabolic process. The record is from RefSeq and is a predicted model, not a curated record. The coding region runs from base 1 to 2526 and encodes 841 amino acids. The transcript has a single exon.